AUGGCUGAAAAUGUUGGAGAAGAAGAAGAGGGUGCGCAGAACAUGACUAAUCCUAUUGUCUUGGCGGAUGAUAGAGCCAGGGCAAUAAGAGAAUAUGCUGCCCCUAUGUUCAACGAGCUCAAUCCGGGCAUUGUGAGGCCCGAAAUUCAAGCACCUCAGUUUGAGCUCAAACCUGUCAUGUUCCAAAUGCUCCAAACAGUUGGUCAAUUUAGUGGGUUGCCAACGGAAGAUCCUCAUCUCCAUAUUCGCUCAUUUUUGGAGGUGAGCGAUUCUUUCAAGCUACAAGGAGUGAGUGAAGAGGCUUUGAGGCUGAAGCUAUUUCCGUUCUCUUUGAGGGACCGAGCUAGAUCAUGGCUCAACACCCUUCCUCUCGAUUCCGUUACAAAUUGGAAUGACUUGGCUGAGAAAUUUCUAAGAAAAUACUUCCCUCCCACCAGAAAUGCAAAAUUUCGAAGUGAAAUCAUGUCAUUCCAGCAGCUUGAAGAUGAGUCCACUAGUGACGCGUGGGAAAGAUUCAAAGAGCUUUUAAGAAAAUGUCCACACCACGCCUCUCGAAUGGUUUUGGACGCUUCAGCCAAUGGAGCCAUUCUUUCCAAGUCUUACAACGAAGCAUUUGAGAUUUUGGAAAGGAUUGCAAGUAAUAACUAUCAAUGGUCAAACACUAGAGCUCCUACAAGUAGAAAGGUGGCGGGAGUUCUUGAAGUAGAUGCAUUAACAGCUCUAACAGCUCAAAUGGCCUCAAUGACCAACAUCUUGAAGAAUAUGAGUUUAGGAGGAAGUAUUCAGCCAGCUGCUGCCAUUCAAAGUGCAGAAGUAUCAUGUGUAUAUUGUGGGGACGGGCACACUUUUGAGAAUUGCCCUUCAAAUCCAGCCUCGGUUUGCUAUGUGGGUAAUCAGAAUUUCAACCGCAACAACAACCCAUAUUCUAGCACUUACAAUCCAGCGUGGAAAAAUCAUCCUAAUCUGUCAUGGGGGGUCAAGGAGCAAGUUCAAGCAUAG
This is a messenger RNA of Humulus lupulus (European hop), 999 nucleotides long. RefSeq lists its product as uncharacterized. Lineage: Eukaryota; Viridiplantae; Streptophyta; Magnoliopsida; Rosales; Cannabaceae. Bases 1 to 999 code for a protein of 332 amino acids. The transcript has 2 exons. The record is from RefSeq and is a predicted model, not a curated record.